GCAAAUAUUCCCGAAUCAGCAACUCCGGGACAUGUUGGGUUUGAUCAAGCUGUUGUUAAGGAGCUCAUUGCUAGAAUGAUAAUGGUCCAUGAGUACUCAUUUAGAAUGGUUGAGCAUGAAUGGUUCAACAUUGUUUUGAAGUACUUGAAUCCACUCUAUACAUCCAUGGGAAGGAAGGCAAUCCGAGCUGAGUGCAUGAGGGUCUACAAGAAAGAAAAGGAGAAGCUUAAAAUAUCACUCCAGGAGGUGGACUACAUUAUUCUCACUACAGAUUUGUGGACUAGCAAUCAGACCAUAGCCUAUAUGUGUGUUGUGGCACACUAUAUAGAUGUCGAUUGGAAGAUGCAAACCCAUGUGCUUGCUUUCAUGGAGCUGGAUCCACCACACUCUGGACACGUGAUUGCUGAUGCAAUUUAGGACUGCCUGACUGAUUGGAAGAUAGAGAACAAGGUGAUUUCCAUCACACUUGACAAUGCAUCAAACAAUGAUUAUGCAGUUAGAGAUUUGAAGGCCAAGUUCAAUUUUCGGCGUUGCAAACAGUAUGAGGAGGUUUAUUUCCAUGUCCGGUGUUGUGCACAUAUCGUCAACUUGGUGGUGCAAGACGGGACAGCAUGCAUGACUACUUUGAUAACAAAUCUGAGGGAGACGGUGAAGUACUUCAAGAAGUUAACUAGUCGCUUGCACAAGUUUGUGGAGAUUUGUCGGGGUUUGGCUCUCACUAUAGGUGCUCACUUGACCCUAGAUAUUUGCACAAGGUGGAGUUCAACCUACAAGAUGAUAGCUACUGGCAAACCAUAUAGAGAGGCAUUGAAAGAUUAUGCCAAAUCCGAUCUCAACUACAAGUUGGAACCUACAAGUGAAGAAUGGAAGAUGUAUGAGCUGAUUGAGCCACUCCUCUAUGCGUUUGCUCAAGUAACUACUGCCUUUUCAGCACAAUCCUAUCCCACGGCAAACAUAUUCUACCGUCACAUUAUGAGAAUCAAGAUUGAGUUGAGAAAAGCCAUUGCUCAUAGUAACCCACUUUACAGAGCCAUGGGAUAAGCUAUGAUGGAGAAGUUCAACAAAUAUUGGGAGGAAAAGAACAAUGUCAUGGUGCUUGCUACUAUCCUUGUUCCAAGGUACAAGAUGUUCUAUGUAGAGUGGGCCUUCAAAGAACUAUAUGAUGAAAACACGGCUUUGGAUGAGUUGGCUGAUGUGCAUUUGGAGUUGGAAGAUUUGUUUGACAAGUUUGAUACCGCAAAGAAGAUGGCCGAGAAAUCAUCCACAAGCUCCAACAUUUGCAUUACUAGUAGCUCAAUGCCCGCGUCGGAUAGUGCCUUCCAAGCUCACCGAAGAAACACCACAACAAAAUCAUCAAAAAGUGAACUAAGGAACUACCUAGAAGAUGCACUUGAGGAACCAAAUCCCAAAUUCAUCUUGCUUGAUUGGUGGAAAGUGAAUUCCCUUAGGUACCCGGUGUUGGCAAAGAUGGCAAGGCGUUUCUUGACUAUACCGGCUAGUUCCGUGUCUUCGGAAUCAACUUUUAGCACCGGUGAAAGGGUUCUAGAUGACUAUCGUAGUUCUCUAAAACCGGCUAUGGUGGAGGCAUUGGUGUGUGGUGCAAGUUAUAUUAAGGGCUCACAUAGUGACUUGAAUGUGAUGGAGAAGGAGGAAGAUGAUGAGGAAAAUGUGGAGACAGUCAAGUUGCCUAAGAGUGCGACGAAUAUCAACUAUUGACUAUCGUGUCAUGUGGAUGUUACUACAAUGGAGUUGGAGAAUGGACAAGGAUGAUGCUCUUGCUACAAUUUGAACUUUCUCUUAUUUUGGUUGGGUUGGACCUUGAAAACUAAGAGAGUGGAUGUUACUCCAUUUUAUUUGUGUUUGAACUUGGAACCUAAGUUGUAACCGUUGUCAAUGUCAACUAUUAUCUAAGACACUAUUAUCUA
This is a messenger RNA of Lolium rigidum, 1925 nucleotides long. Its product is annotated as zinc finger BED domain-containing protein RICESLEEPER 1-like. NCBI's taxonomy places the organism in Eukaryota, Viridiplantae, Streptophyta, Magnoliopsida, Poales, Poaceae. Gene Ontology annotation, molecular function: DNA binding; protein dimerization activity. The record is from RefSeq and is a predicted model, not a curated record. The coding region runs from base 1045 to 1716 and encodes 223 amino acids. The transcript is spliced from 3 exons.